CACAAUCUAGUACCGACUAGAAAAACCUGUCAAAGCUUCAAAACAAAUCAUUUUAAUUGGGAUUGCUUUGCACAUCGCAUUAAUUGUUUACGCUUAGAGGAAUGAAAACAUGGAACGAAAUGUUCUACAACUAGCAGCCCUUCUGUUUCUGCUUGUGAGCGGCAGUGAUUCUCUGGAGUGCUACAGUUGCCAUGGCAUCCACGACAUAACAACGUGCAGGAACAUAACAACAUGUGGAGCAAAUCAGGCCUGCUAUCAUCGCAUGAGGGCUGAUGCUUCCGGUAACGUCAUGGAUGUGGGAUGUGUGGAUCAUGCACUGUGUGUCGAUGCCGGAACUCUCAUAGGACGUUCUCUGAAGCGACUCAGACAAACGUCGUCCAGCUGUUCAGAAUGCUGUUCAACCGAUAGAUGCAACGAUCAAUUAUGCUCUCAUAAUUUACCUUCCGCCUGUGUUGACGAUGAGACUGUUGACUGCGCAAAGAUGAGUUCCAUUUUUAACAUCUGUGCUGGCGACUACGAGCAUGCUGCGAUAGUUUGUCCUCGAUUCUGUAACCUGUGCAGUUUAACUAACGGUAACUGGGCUGACUGGUCAAGUUGGUCAUCUUGUGCAAUCACAUGUGGAAGCACCACACAGGCGCGGACCAGAACUUGCACUAAUCCUCCACCAACAAACCAUGGCAAAAACUGCGUAGGACCUUCCACGGACUACAAGUCAUGUGUGAGAGACUCUUGCCCUGUCGAUGGUGGUUGGGGUACAUGGGCUACUUGGGGAUCAUGCUCGGCUUCGUGUGGCGUAGCAUUACAACACAGAACCAGAUAUUGCGACAACCCACCACCCGCGAGGUCUGGAGAUCACUGCUUUGGAGACUCUCUAGAUUACAGAAUAUGUAUACUUCAAGGAUGCACAGAUGGUGGAUGGACCACGUGGUCAACUUGGGGCACAUGCUCAGCCUCGUGCGAUGAAGGGUUUCAUCAGCGUAGUCGCCAGUGCACUAAUCCCCCAGCGUCUGCUUUUGGUCAGCAGUGUGAUGGUCCAAAUGUUGACGUAGGAGCAUGCAACACUCAGCAAUGUCCGCAAACAGAUGGCGGGUGGAACACAUGGUCUUACUGGAGCACGUGCACAUCGUCAGCCUCGUGUGUUGGUGGAAUCCAGCAAAGAUACCGCGAAUGUUCGUACCCAAAACCUUCUCUCUAUGGUGCGCCGUGCCAUGGAGCAACUGUAGAUACAAUCUCGUGCAACGCAUACCAGUGCGCAACCAGUUCAAACGGUGUUCGUUUGGUAAAUAAUCGAGUUGAAAUGUACUUGAACGGGCAGUGGGGAACUGUGUGUGAUGAUAACUUCAAUAGCAGUGCUGCUCAGGUUGUGUGUAGGAUGCUCGGACUACCAACAUCCAAUGCGAAUUAUUUUAACCCGGAGGAUGGACCUAGCUCAAUGCCCAUCUUAUUGGAUGAUGUAACCUGUGCCGGAUACGAAUCGUCAUUAUUGUUAUGCACACAUAGUCCUAUCGGUACUCACAACUGUGCGCACUCUGAGGAUGCUGGCGUAACCUGUUCAUAACUUACAUGGAGGUCAAAUAAAUACGUACAUUUG
This is a messenger RNA of Dreissena polymorpha, 1591 nucleotides long. Its product is annotated as coadhesin-like. The record is from RefSeq and is a predicted model, not a curated record. The transcript has 12 exons. Gene Ontology annotation, cellular component: membrane. NCBI's taxonomy places the organism in Eukaryota, Metazoa, Mollusca, Bivalvia, Myida, Dreissenidae. The coding region runs from base 110 to 1558 and encodes 482 amino acids.